GAGGAUGAGGCGCAGAAAAAAAGUCAUCCUGAAGCGUUUGGCAGACCGUGACGAGAUACAAAUAGUCCGUCAUCCUUGAGUAACCAUCUUGAGAUGAGAUGUGUAGUUGCCCGGGUGUGUGCGUGUGUAUGCGACAGAUGAUCGUUAAGGGCGGCGGUGGCCGAAUCGCUGCCGAAUACUCUCAGCACCGGAAGUGUCUCCACUUGCCUGCUCGGUAGAUUGCUUUUCAAGACAAAAGAUUGGAUAAGAGGGUUCUAAGAUGUCUUUAGGACACUAAGGUUCAAAUUUAAUCGAAAAUCAGCAACGAUGGUAACGAUGACUAUUUUACCUCCAGUGCGCAGAUGGUACCACCGGCGGUGAGCCAAACCCGACGGUGAGAUACUUGAGCUACGGUGAAGUAUUAAAAUCACGACAAAACUUUGGUACCAUCCGAGUAGAAGUCUUGUACUCCUUCAUCUUUCAACCCCCGCUCAACCCUGGCCACUUCCACCGGAACACCCUCCCGGUGGGUGGAAGUGUGAAAGACGAAAGUUAAUGAAUUCGCCGCUGUCUCAUUUCCAUGCCUGGGGUGUGGCCAUGUUUUCGGAACACUCGAGAAUGCGGAUUAAAACCGGGAAGUCUACAGGCCUGUCCCUUCCAUCCCCCAUCCAUCACAAUCAGAUUUGCCCCGUUAAACGUUCGUGUAGUACGCAACGAUCGUCUCGGGCGCCAUCUGGUGGCAACGCGACACAUCAAACAGGGUGAGAUAAUUUACCGCGAUGAACCAUACGCAGUCGGGCCAAAGAUUGCGAACGUACCGCUGUGUCUUGGCUGCAAUCGUAACCUGAUGCCACUGUGGCAACAGCAGCCGGCAGGUAAUCGUGUGGAUCGCUUCUACGAAUGUACUCGGUGCGGUUGGCCACUGUGUGGUGCGAGCUGUGAGGAAUCGGCUCAGCAUAAGAUCGAGUGUAGCGUACUGGCAGCUAGUGGAUAUCGGCCCAAUAUCCGGCCCCAUCCAUCCAAUCCCGAGCAUCGUGAGUCGGCGUACUGUGUGAUUGUGCCGCUGAGAGUACUGCUGCUAGAACGGAAUGCGCCCGAAAGGUAUGCAACGGUGCAAGGGUUUGAGUCUCAUCUGGCCGAGCGGUUAGCGAGUCCGUUGUAUGGUGUGCUGCGCUCGAAUCUGGUACCGUUCGUGAGGACCGUGCUGGGACUGCAGCAGUACAGUGAGCAGACGGUACUGGAGUUGAGUGCGAUCCUCGACACGAACUGUUACGAGAUACGGUUGCCCGAGCAGCAUGUGAAGGUGCGUGGAUUGUAUCCGCUCGGUGCUAUGCUGUCGCACGAUUGUCGACCGAACACGAAGCAUUACUUCGACGAUCGAUUGUAUAUGGUGCUGGUUGCGACGGUCGACAUUCCCGAGGGUGCAGUCAUCCAUGCGUCCUACACGCAACCACUGCUCGGUACGGUACAGCGCCGGUUAGCGCUUCGGCAGGCGAAAUGUUUCGACUGUGCCUGCGAACGGUGUACCGACCCGUCUGAGUAUGGUACGCAUGCGAGUGGAUUCCGCUGUCCAAACUGUCGCCGAGCACCGAGCUUCGUACUGGCAGCAGAACCGACCAAUUACAGAACGAUUUGGCGCUGCCAAAAUCGACGCUGCUCGUACCAGGAACGACCCGAGCAGUAUGUGGCGCGCUGUGAGCGGUUGCAGCAGGAACUGCUCGCCCUCGAUCGUACCGAUCCGUCCGGGUACGAAUCGUUUCUGACCCGGCACGAACCAUCGCUUCAUCGCUGGAACGCUUACAUCCUGCAAGCGAAGUACGCGCUUACGCAGCUGCUAAGCAGCGCUCGAGCGACAAACGGUACCCCGAAAGAAGCCCCCAUUCGCCGCACGGUGGAGCUGUGCCGGGAUUUGUUAGCCGUUGCGGACCGACUCGAACCCGGCUACGGAACGUUCCGCACGAAGCUGCUGCUGGAGCUGUGGGCCGCGCUCGGCACACUACAAUCGCUCGGUGUCUUAUCGGAUCCCGAACGCCAGGAACGGUGCACGGUGCGAACCGAGCUGGAGCGCAUUGCCAAAACCGACCCAACUGUGGACGUCAGCAGCUUUGGUGGUUAGUGUGGUUAGUGCGUUGAAAAGGGUCCCCUUUAUUGCUCGUAAACCUCCACUCGACCGUGCGGGAUACCCUGAACGUGUGGCCGCGUAAUCGAUGUCGGACCGUCCCUCAGAAUUCUCCAGGAUUUUGGUCCCCCCCCCCCCCCCCAUCCAGAGGCAACCCAGAAAUUGGUGGUUCGAUUUGUUCACAUCCACAAUGUGUGCCGCUUUAGUGCUUCCCCUUCACCUAAGUCCUCUCCUAGUGUGUCCUGAACCGGAUGGGACGGCGUUGUUCGAUGAUUGACCGGGUGCUUGAGAAUAAAUCCCUGAGUUUCUUUCUUUUUUCCUACGGUAUCGCGUACCUUCUCUGUGUGCCUUGUGUGCAGUGUCCAAGCUGCUUCCGUCCAGCGAAAAAAAAAAGGGGGACGCAAUCUUUUCCAGCAGAGUGAUUAUCGGUGACGAUGUGUAGAAUUGAAUGAGGAGAUGGGAGGGAAGCGGGUAGAGGGAGAGAGGUAGAGGAACAGAGUGUUAUGUGCGCUAACGUGUGAAAAUCCACUUCACUAAUCCAAGGACAUUCAAGGACGAACAAACUGUCGAUAGAGGGGGCAAGUGGCACGAAAUAGUGGCCAGGAAGGUAUUGUAGUUGGAGUUGGAGUGACUUUUUCUGCCUUUCUUGUUUUGUUCCGUAGCCUUAGAAGUGUUAAGAAUGUGGACAUACGCACGCAUACACAUAUGAAGCGAGGUGGACGUACGGAAGGGUUAAGCGUUGCAUGCACGUCAUCCCGGGACCGUUUAAACUUCACCAACUUUACGUGUAAGCUGAAUAUCUUAACCUCACGCACGGCUCACUUCCUUCGACAUGUGCACACUAUGGGGUUUUGACGAACAAAAAUAAAAAUUAAUAGGCUUCUGCUGAGUAGUACAAA
This is a messenger RNA of Anopheles stephensi (Asian malaria mosquito), 2997 nucleotides long. RefSeq names its product SET domain-containing protein SmydA-8-like. The transcript has 4 exons. Gene Ontology annotation, molecular function: protein binding. The record is from RefSeq and is a predicted model, not a curated record. NCBI's taxonomy places the organism in Eukaryota, Metazoa, Arthropoda, Insecta, Diptera, Culicidae. The coding region runs from base 560 to 2095 and encodes 511 amino acids.